AUGUUCACUUGUUACGAGUGUCUCGAUGGUGGACUUCCGAUGGACGCGCUCGAGGAUUUUACGGGUGGUCUAACUGAGCAUUUUGAUUUGCGAAAAACCGACAAGAACACGUUGAUGGCUAUGAUUGUUCGCGGCUUUCAAAUGGGCUCUUUCUUCUGUGCAAGUAUUGAUGCCGAUCCAAACAGCUUUGAGAACCAGCUGAGAAACGGGUUAAUCAUGGGACACGCGUACAGCAUCACUGCUGUUCAAACGGUGCCAACCUCGUCCGGUGAUGUGGAGCUGCUUCGCGUGAGAAACCCGUGGGGGAAUAGUAAGGAAUGGAACGGCGCCUGGUCGGACAACAGUCCUUUGUGGAAUUCGGUGAACCAAACGGAGAAGUCGAAGCUGCAAGUGGCUUUUAAUGCGGAUGGCGAGUUUUGGAUAUCUUUCGACGAUUUCAUCACCUCAUUCGAGCAGUUGGAAGUGUGUAACUUGUCGGCCGAUGUUGAAGACGAGAUCGAGCGAAUGACGGGAGUGGUGCGCGAUGAUGGGAAAGAGACCGGAUCCUGGCAAGAGGAUCAAUGUGAUGGCUCGUGGAGCAGUCAAGCGAACUCCGCUGGGGGAUGUAUCAAUUAUAUUUCCACCUUCCCGAAGAAUCCACAAUUCCAAUUGUCGCUCACGAACGCAAAGAACGGGGUUGAAGGCGAUGGAAAUUGCACGGUUGUGGUGGCGGUUUUGCAAAAAUUCCGUCGCGAACUCCGACCAAAGGGGAAAGACGAUCUUCCGAUCGGAUUCUCCGUUUACAAGGCUCCACAAGGAAACGGGGUGAAGCUGAACGAGCAAUUCUUCCGCUCAAAUCAAUCGCUCGCCAAAGUGCCCGUGUUCACGAAUAUGCGAGAGGUGACCGUUCGUUUCCGUGUUCCACCCGGUGAAUACGUUGUCGUUCCCUCAACAUUUGAGCCCUACCAAGAAGCGGAUUUUCUCAUUCGUGCUUACUCGAAUGGAGAUCUCAAAAUGCGGGAACUCAAG
Messenger RNA from Mesorhabditis belari, 1008 nucleotides. The record is from the annotation of a GenBank genome assembly. NCBI's taxonomy places the organism in Eukaryota, Metazoa, Nematoda, Chromadorea, Rhabditida, Rhabditidae.